UCUGCGCUCGAUGCGCCAACCCAGAUGACUUUAUGGAAAGUGCCGGCAAUGCUGUAAUUGACUUUGGACGCUUCCUCACGGGUUUCCUCGUGUUGAUGGGCAUUGCUCUCCCAGCAGUCCUCGCCCACAGCGGCGCCAUCGAGAUCCCUGCUAUGGUCAUGUCCAUCCUCGGCGGUCUCCUCAUCUACGGCACGAUCAUCAGCUUCUCCAUGUUCUUCAAGGAACAGGAGGAGUUCUGACUAGAAGAAUGAAAAUCAACCACAAAUACGAGUCCUAUAUUUGUUUUUUGACGGUGGAAAUGGAAAUGAAUCGGGAAACGGAAACGCAAUUCAUGCUCGAAAGCAACGGUUUCGCGUCUCAUGAUAGCCUAGCUAGGCCGCAAUUGGUGCCCGUGGACGAAAGAAAGAUAUCCCUUUGCUUUGCUAUGCUCUGCUCUGCUCUAACUUUUUUGUCUCUAUUAUGUUAUCCAUGUCAUGUUAACCAGAAAUAUCCGAUGCUCGCUGGAUCCGAAGUUCGAGAAAUGGGCCUUCAAAGGGCCCGUCCCUGUUUCCAUUACGUUAUAUACUCUCCGUUUGUUGCGCCUGCGGGUUGGAUACCACCUUUUUGCGCCGUCCUAUUUGAGGUUUUAUCUUUCGCUGUGAGGGAAAGCCGCGUCGUAUGGAAUGAUUUCCGUAAUGGUCUUCGCUUUGGUACAUGUACGAAGGGUACAAAAAUACUUGUGAGAAAACAGGAUAAGAUGAGUCCCCCACUUAAUAUAGGACAAGUGGACAAACAUGCCAUUAUCAAUGUUCCAGGAGAAGAAAGACUAGAGUACUUAUACAGGCCCACUUUUCAAAUUCGUACAGAUCCGUAGAACUCCCCAAGAUUUGAUUCAAACAGAGAAGAAACACCUUUAUCCUCAAAAGUGGUAUCUGGUACGAAAUGCCCCAGUCUACCAAUGAACCCUAAAUUUAGGAAAAAGAUAAGCAGCCAGACC
Messenger RNA from Paecilomyces variotii, 976 nucleotides. RefSeq lists its product as hypothetical. The transcript is spliced from 3 exons. The coding region runs from base 248 to 853 and encodes 201 amino acids. Lineage: Eukaryota; Fungi; Ascomycota; Eurotiomycetes; Eurotiales; Thermoascaceae. The record is from RefSeq and is a predicted model, not a curated record.